Arabidopsis thaliana (thale cress) is the source of this 1192-nucleotide messenger RNA. RefSeq names its product blue-copper-binding protein (gene BCB). Gene Ontology annotation, cellular component: plasma membrane. Bases 262 to 852 code for a protein of 196 amino acids. Lineage: Eukaryota; Viridiplantae; Streptophyta; Magnoliopsida; Brassicales; Brassicaceae. The record is from RefSeq and is marked reviewed. The transcript has 2 exons. Gene Ontology annotation, molecular function: electron transfer activity.
AUUGACCACAAGUGAUAAUAUCUAAAUUUGGAUUUGUUCAACGACACAACACGUAACGCGUCUUCCCGUAUCUUGCGUAUGACUCCUUGAGAGCCUCUCUUUAAUUGUCCUAUAAAUAUAAGUCUCUCUUGCAAGACUUUUGAAACCACAACAAACACAAAAAUCAAAAGGGGUCAUUUACUAUCUUUUAAGAGACGACAUAUAUAGUUCUCGACCAAGAAAAGAAAAGGGGGUGACCUGAGUUCUUCAACACAUAACAUAAUGGCCGGAGUUUUCAAAACGGUUACGUUUCUUGUUUUGGUUUUCGCUGCCGUUGUUGUCUUCGCGGAGGACUACGAUGUUGGUGAUGAUACGGAAUGGACGAGACCUAUGGACCCCGAGUUCUAUACUACUUGGGCUACCGGUAAAACUUUCCGUGUAGGCGACGAGCUCGAAUUUGAUUUCGCUGCUGGGAGGCAUGAUGUGGCAGUUGUAUCAGAAGCUGCAUUUGAAAACUGUGAGAAAGAGAAACCCAUUAGCCACAUGACCGUUCCUCCGGUCAAAAUUAUGCUAAACACCACUGGACCACAAUACUUUAUCUGCACCGUCGGUGACCAUUGUCGUUUUGGUCAAAAACUUUCCAUCACUGUAGUUGCUGCUGGUGCAACUGGAGGUGCUACUCCUGGUGCCGGUGCUACCCCAGCACCUGGAUCAACCCCAAGUACUGGAGGAACCACUCCUCCCACUGCGGGUGGGACCACAACACCUUCAGGCUCUAGCGGAACCACUACUCCAGCUGGAAAUGCCGCUUCCUCAUUAGGUGGUGCUACUUUUCUGGUCGCUUUUGUUUCUGCUGUUGUUGCUCUCUUUUGAGUCACACUCGAAACCUAGUUAUGUAUUUGUUUUACCUUACUCUCCUUAUUUAAAUAGUCAUGUAUUUGAUUAUUUGUGAGAAUAAGGACUUGUUUUCAAGUCAUUAUAAACGUCUUAUACUUGUGAUUAGUAUUGAGUUUCAAUAUAUGAUUAUUCGGUUGCAAAAUAAAGAGUGGGUUUCAAUAUCAUUGAGAUUACUACUAUAUAUUACCAUAUUUCAUGAAAAUUAGUCAUCUUCUUCAUCCAAUUUGUCUAGUUUUCAUGUAUAAUUAGACAAAAUUUGCCUUCUCAAUAUUUUCAAUCAACGAGUAAACAUUACCUGAUUGUGAACCGAAGUUAG